Pseudopipra pipra is the source of this 1038-nucleotide messenger RNA. It is a transcript of the gene THOC7, whose product is annotated as THO complex subunit 7. The coding region runs from base 116 to 730 and encodes 204 amino acids. The transcript has 8 exons. Lineage: Eukaryota; Metazoa; Chordata; Aves; Passeriformes; Pipridae. The record is from RefSeq and is a predicted model, not a curated record. Gene Ontology annotation, biological process: mRNA export from nucleus; mRNA processing. Gene Ontology annotation, cellular component: THO complex part of transcription export complex.
AGGCCCCAGCAGCCGCCGCCUCCCCCUCCAUGGCCGCCGCUCUCGCCGGCUGCAUUGUGGGAAGCUGACCUCACUCGCUGCUGCCGCCGCCCCGCCGGCUCCGGCACUCUCCGCCAUGGGGGCCGUGACCGACGAUGAAGUUAUCCGCAAGCGGCUGCUGAUCGAUGGCGACGGAGCUGGCGACGACAGGCGGAUCAAUUUGUUGGUGAAGAGUUUCAUUAAGUGGUGUAAUUCCGGAUCUCAAGAGGAAGGUUAUAGCCAGUACCAACGAAUGCUGAGUACUUUAUCACAGUGUGAAUUUUCGAUGGGAAAAACUCUUCUGGUGUAUGACAUGAACCUGAGAGAAAUGGAAAAUUAUGAAAAAAUCUAUAAGGAUAUAGAAAAUAGUAUAGCUGCAGCCCAUGAGAAGAUUUCUGAAUGCAAAAAACAAAUCCUGCAAGCAAAAAGGAUUCGAAAAAAUCGCCAGGAAUAUGAUGCAUUGGCCAAAGUCAUACAGCAUCAUCCAGACAGACAUGAAACAUUGAAGCAGCUGGAAGCUUUGGGAAAAGAACUGCAAAAUCUUUCUCACAUUAAAGAAAAUGUUGAAGAUAAGUUGGAGCUGAGAAGAAAACAGUUCCAUGUUCUCCUGAGCACUAUCCAUGAACUUCAGCAAACCCUGGAGAAUGAUGAAAAACUUUCAGAAGCUGAAGAAUCCCAAGAAACUCAAAUGGAAGCAGAGGCCAAGCAGUAGAUGUAAUAUGAAGACUGACAAUACUACUGAAGAAAGUCCAAGUAUCUUCAUGUUCUAUUGAAACCAACAGUAAGGGAGGUGGAGCUGAAAAUAGUUUUCUAGUGCUUCUGUGAAUUUUCAUACAAAAAUACUUGUUAUGCUUAUGCUUCAGGGGAAAACAGUUGCAGAUCUGUGCAGACAGGGACUUUAUGUUAAUUCACAAACUUUGUAAUUUGUGAAAUUGUGGUUUAUAAAGGAUGAAGCUUCUACACAGUGCUUGUGAACUAAGCUGUUUGCUAAACAUUGUCAAUAAAAAGUGUUUUCACAGA